Nilaparvata lugens (brown planthopper) is the source of this 1991-nucleotide messenger RNA. RefSeq lists its product as uncharacterized. Lineage: Eukaryota; Metazoa; Arthropoda; Insecta; Hemiptera; Delphacidae. The record is from RefSeq and is a predicted model, not a curated record. Bases 77 to 1933 code for a protein of 618 amino acids. The transcript is spliced from 13 exons.
UCUUAUUAAACAUCACAAAAAGCACAAUGAUAAUUAUGAGGAAGAAGUCUCAGAAAUAAAAUAUCGAGAGGAAAAUAUGCAAAUCCCAACAGCUCAGCUCACAUCUAAUGGAAAAUCACUAAAAGUUGGUGCUGAAUGGGAUAAAAAUCGUACUACAAUUGCGAAUUAUGUAUGUGAGAAAAUUCACGGAAUGCACCCACUGCCUCACCGAUUCCAACCUGAAGUCUAUCAAAAGUAUGAUAACCAGAAUUAUUAUGGCAAAAUCAGCGAGCCAUAUUUGUCUAAGAUGUUUACAUUGGUUAGGAGUGAAGUAUGGUUGUGUAAAUCAAUUAAUACGAAUCCAUACCAGUUCUACCGAGUGUUGAAUGAGAUGAUUGGUAGAGUUGAAAUCAAAGAGGUUGAAUAUGAGGAUUCAAUAGUCGCAUUGUCUUCAAUCAAUAUUGGAUCUGGAGGAGGAGAGAUUGUUACUAUCAGAUUCACUGAAAUUGGUAUUUUCUAUGUACACAACCAUAAUCGUUUAAGAGAAGAGCUGAAAUAUAAAUUGAUUCCAAGCAAUCCAAAAACAUCCUUCAUAGUACCAGAAGCUGGUCCAGAAAUCAAAGACAUGACAUACAUUUUGAAUGGGAAUUCAGUUUACAGAACAUUGAUAAAUCAUGAAGGGUAUGACAUCAGAGUUGGAUCUGCCGCUGUUACUGAUAUUGGAAGUUCUUCUGCUACUAGCAGAUGUAGGCGCCAUUCAGGAGCUUCAGAAGGAUUCAAUAUCGUAUUCAAGUUGAUAAUCAAUGAUGAAGUCUCGUUUUAUACCAGGGAGUUGAUAAGAUCAAACUAUGUGUAUUACUCGAAGAAACAAUCAACUGUAUGGCUAUGUGAUAUUGAAGGGAGUCAAACAGGAGAGCAAUUCUACAGAAUUGUGAAUAAGCUUGAUGUUCUAGUUCAAGUGCGUAUUAUUGAAUCUUUUGAUGGAAUAGAUAUUUUACAAACCGUGAUGGACGAUGGUUCUACAAUGAUUGAAAUUACCGAGUUAAAAUACAUAAGGAAAUCAAGGAAAAAUGCCGUGAGAUAUGAGGGAAAGAUUUCAUUCAUGGAUCAUGAAGUCACCAGUAAUGUUGUGGAUCCUUACGCAGUCACCAAGAGUAUAGAAGAAACAACCAUUCGGGUGGGUCUUCCUUUGCCCCUCAAACAUGAUAGAUACUUCAAUUUGCAUGACUUCGAUGGUGAGAUGUUGAAUAAUCUUGAAGAAAUUACAUUUGACAGCACAAAGGAGAAUACUAUUGCAUUCGCUGUCACAACAUCUCAGAUUGGGGAGAACGGAGAUAUUGUCGACUGCAGAUUGGUUGAUCAUGAUUCAAACUUAUAUCCAGACUUUGAAAUUCUUAACAACCAAAAUAAUGAAAUUGAUUCAAUGGAAAAUUUUGGAGACGCUGAAAAAUACUCACAGUAUAUGGAACGAGAUUCUUAUAAGAUCUGGUUAUGCGAAAAUCCUGAAAAAAAAUAUAAGUUCUACAGAACUCUGUCACAUCAACGUGUGAAGUCACAACCCUCUCAUCCACUUGGAAAAGUACGUUACACGAAGCACGAUAAGGUAAUUGUUGAAAUGGAGGCGCAAUAUGUGUUGAAAAUGGAAGCAAUUCGAUAUUUGGAUGAAAUCGACUAUAAUAGAAAAGCAGUGAAAUUUGGAGGCAGUAUAUCAUUUGUGGAGACAAUUCCAUCAAAAUCAUGGAAGAGUGGGAGUCAAGGAGUUAAAAUAUUCCCUGGAGGGGAUCCCAGAAAGAGAAUGAAAAUUGAACCUUCAAGGAAAUUCAACUACAAUUUGGAAAGAGAAAGAAAAAUUUACACUCUCCCAAAAAACUCAGACGGUACUCAACAGGGAGGAACCUUAGAGAUUGGUUCAAAAUGGCAGUCAAUUCACCCUAAGAAUGGAAUCGUUGAGUAAGUGAUUAUGUUAUUUCUCAAACCAAUUAUCAUCUUCGAUAUGUCUGGUAAGAGUACAU